UUCUCACGCUGUGUUUAGAACCUCCGAAUCCAAAAAGAGUGCCAGACAAACACACAGAGAAGCUGAAGCGGAGCUUCUUCUCCCUCAUGUUUAGGGUUUCAAAGCUUCUAUUUUGACUCUCUUAUUCACGCUUUCAGGCCAAAAUUAUCCUUAAAUUUCUAAUUCCCGUUGGCAUUUGAGUUAGGGUUUAUCUUCUGGUCCUCCAAAAUCCUCUAAGCGCUGUAUUCAAUUUGUCUUGCUCUUGGGAUUUUCGGGACUGCAGGGGAAGCUUAAGGUCAAACCUGUGGAAACUGGGUGGUUAAUGCUGGUAAAUCCUAUCAUUGGAAGUCAUUUAAGUCAUACCGUCUUCAAUGUAUGGUCAAGCUAAUUAUGGCCCUCAGUUUGGGCAGGGGACUCAGAAACCAAUCCCAUCUGCUUACCAACAGCACAUGCAAGCUCCUCCACCAUCUCCACCUCCUCCUCCUCCUCCUACCCUUCAAUUCCAACAAGGACCUACGACCCAACUGCCUUCUGUAGUACAGCAAGCUCCACUUGCUGUUCCACCUCAGAUCAGUCAGUUGGGUCCUCGAUUGUAUCAUCAUGGUCUUCCUGCCCAGAAUGCACAUCAGAUUCGGCCAAGUGUUUCUCCUAUGCAUGGUCCUCCUGAGAUGUUACGGUCCCCACAGCCUCAUGGGGCAUUACCUCCUCCUCCUCCUCCUCCUCCUCCUUCACAAGGACAAACACCAUAUAGAGCUACCCUUCAUCCGCUGCCACCCAAUCCCGGUGGGAUGCAGGGUCUUAGGCAUAUUCCUCCACCUCCUCCACCCUCCACUUCUGGCUUUUUUACACCCACUAGAUUUGGAAGUUCUGUACCAUCAAUAAUUGGAGAUUCUCAUGUGUCAUCCACAGCUCCUCCUCCACCAUCUUCUUCACCACCUAUCCCACCUUCUCCACCUCUUGCUGCCUCUCCCCUAGCGUCCUCUUCAUCAGCCAACCCUGGUGCUUCCAAUUUGUCCGAUCACUCUGAUUUGAGUUCUAGCUACAAUAAGCAUUCUAUCUCUGAAUUGAGGGUUGUAGAUCAUGUUGACAGAGGCAUAGCAUUGAAAGAUGUCAGACUUAAUGCUUUGGUGCAUGAUGGCUCUCAAAACUUGGAUGCUAGAAGUGUCUGUGAAGUUGGUUCUGUAGCAGGAGAUGGAUUUGAUGGAACUGCAAGGUUAAAUCUUCCUCCACCCCCACCAAAGAUUACAGAAUUUAAGGGAGAUGAUUUUUCAAGCCAGCCUAAUCAUUUAAUGGUUUCAGCUGGUUGUACUUCACCUGCUGAUUCUGACAUGGAGAUGGAAGAUGAUAUUACCGUCUUCGACAAAGAUCAGGAACUGUCUAACUCCGUUGAAGCUUCAGACUGCAACUCAGAUUUAGUUUGCAAGGAGCAAGAUGUAAAGUAUCAGCUACAUGGACAACAAAUUUCAUUAGAAGGCCAUCUGGUCAAUCAUGCUUCAUCUGAAAAAGUGAUAUCUGGAUCCUUGAAUCUGCAUGAAGAAAGCAAAGAUUUGAGGAGUUCUUCUAAUCAAAUUAAUAGAAGUGGCAGCCCAUUUAGACUUCUUCAAGACUAUGCUUCUGACGACACCUCAGAAAACGGAGAUGAGCCCUUCCAUGAAGACAGUAAUCCUUUAACAGUUCCUCUGUCAGUUACAGUUGGUCCUUCACGUUCCCAAAAAGUUACUGUGAGCCAUUUGAAGACAGAUACAGUAUCUGAGAGUCCACAAAGGAGUAAAAAGGCUAAAAAGGGGUUUGGACAGCUAUCUGAAUCUAGCAUAUCUCAAAAGGCUGCAGAAUACCCCCCAGUUUCACAAACAAAGGUUGAGGAUGCUCAAGCUGAUAUAGCAUCUACCACAAGUGGGAAAACUGAUGAAUGUCUUGAUGACGACCACAGAAAGCAAGCAUCUGUUAAGCAUACUAGUUCAAAAAAAGUUGCUUUGGGGGAUGCUGAUGUUGAAGUUAUUUCUAAGAGAAAUAAAACUGUGAAGGAAAAUAGAGAGAAAGAGACAAAGUUUGAGUCAGCAGCUCCACUGAAGGUGGAUGAGUUUGGGAGGCUGGUUAGGGAAGGUUCUAGUGACAGUGACUAUGAUUCACGGCAUACUAACAGGCGUACUAAAAGAGGCAGAAGUCGCAGCAGUAGCCGGUCUCCUGUAGACAGGAGUAGGAGGAGGAAUUCAUGGAGGAGAAGAGAGAAGCGAAGUCGAUCUCGCAGCUGGUCCCCCAGGAAUAGAAGAAGCAGAAGCAGGUCUCCCACUUAUAGGCGUACAGGUGAGUUUGGUGGUGAGAAUAUGAGAAGGGAUAGGGCUCGGCUUCCAGAAUGCUUUGACUUCCGUAAAGGCAAGUGCUAUCGUGGAGCAUCCUGUCGGUAUAUGCACCAUGAAGUUGACAAGAGUGAUGGGUCAAGGCGCCAUAGAAGCAGUCAAAACGUACGUUAUACUAUGAAAGAUAAGAACACUUAUUGGGAAAGAGAAGAUGUUACGAAGGAUAAUCUGCAAUCUACUGUUUCAGAUCAUGGUGAUAAAUUGAUUGAUUCUGAUUUAAUUGGGAGGGGUUCUAGGCAGCUAUCUGCUACAGCGAGUGACGAGGGAAUGAUACCAGAAAAGUCAGCAGAGCCAACCCCUCAAAUUCCUCAUGAUCUAAAAUUUCAGGAAGUGUUGGAGACUCAGACUCAUACUCCGAAGUCAUUUGGUGACACUUCUCAAAAUGUGUUUGCUUUUAGGGAAACCUCAGUUCAUCAAUCUCAGAGCAACAUUUCUCCAAAGAAGUUCUCCAAUAGUGAACCUUCUUCAGAUACGAUUUCAUCAACUCAGUCAUUGCCUAGUGCAAGUUCACUUAGUCAAAAACGUUCAUCUGAACCCAUUUCAUUGCAAUUAUUGACUUCCAAAGAGUUAUCUUCUCCCAAUUAUUCAGUUGCAAAUACUCUGCAUCAUCUUUUGCGGCAUCCCCCUCCUGCUUCUCUUCCACUUGCACAUGGUUCAGCUGCUGCUCAUAUGCCACAGUUUCAAAGGGAACAUGGCUCAAUUUCACAGACUGCAUCCUAUCCUCUUCCUUCUGCACCUGUGGAAAAUCUUCAUACUUUUCAGGCCCCUUUAUCCAGCCAAUAUUCACAGCCGUCUAGACCACCGAAUUCCUCUUGGUCAUCCUUGCUGCCACCACCACCUCCCCGACCAAAUGAUUCAUCUUUAAAUGCAGGGAUUACCAAACCUGAUGUCUCUUCACAGUUCCAGCAGAGUCACUUUCCAGUAAGGACUGAUUUUAGCCCGCUGACUUCUGUUAGGCCUUACCCUACUGAAUUGCCUUCUAAUUCUCAGGUUGGUGAGUUUCUACACCGAGCCUACCCUUCAGUGCAGGAGUCUCAACGACCUAACAUUAACAGGGAAGACUUCAGAUCUGGAAACCCACCAAGUCAACCAUUUGGUGGUUGCAGUCCUCUGCGAGAUGAUCACUUGACACAUCCUGUAGUCCAAGAAUCAAAUUCUUUGAGCUGUCUAGGUCAGGGCAGCUUGAACCGCCAACAUGUGCCUUCUUCUAAGGAAUUGCCUGUGAACAGGAUCCUACCUUUUUCAGGUGGCAUUUUUCCUUCAGGUGAACAUAUAAAGUCAUCUUCCCAGAGUCAUCAUUGUACACACAACCAACAGCCUUCCUAUGGUAUGCAAUAUCCUCCAAAUGAUAACAUUCUGGGUAUGCCUGGGAAAACUGUUUCUGUGUCUCGAUAUCCACCAGAUCUUAUGGACAGGAAUUCAACCUCUUGCCAUCCUGAGUUUGGGGCUUCAACAAUUUCUGCACAUUAUAAUCCUUUUGGAUCAACAUUUGAGCAGCCACUGAACACUAAAUUCAGCUCUAAUGAUUUCAGUCAAGAAAAUGGUGCACAAUAUGGUAAUAAAUAUGAUACGCCUUCCAGUUUAAGCCAUGUUGCGGUUGAUGGGCAUGGUGUUGGCAGCACUGCAUCAAGACAAACUUCUUCACCAAGUUCUACUAGAGCCAGGGGGUCAAUUUUACCCAAGUCAGGUGGCGACCAAUAUGAUCCACUUUUUGACAGCAUUGAAACAUCAUCAAAAUCUCUGAAGGAAAAUGAUACAGGUCAAAAGCAGGAAUUAGCCAGUGACUCUGAUGUCAUAGCAAGGCUCAGUGGUUCCCAUAAGCCAUUGAAUGUGGAAGAGAACAACAAGGAUAAAGAGGUUGGGGCUGUUGCUUCAACCUCAUCUCUGGAUAAUGAUGAAUAUGGUGAGACAGCUGAUGCUGAAGUUGGUUUUGUUGAGAAUGAGAGCCCAAGUACUCCUGUUGAGGAGGCAACUGCUGGGGAGGUUGAGAUUGAUCAUACUAACUCCCCUGGAGAAAGCAAGAAGAAAAAGGAUUCCAGGUCAAUGAAGCUUUUCAAAAUUUCCAUUGCAAAUUUUGUAAAAGAGGUCCUAAAGCCAUCAUGGAGGCAGGGUAAUAUGAGCAAGGAGGCCUUUAAGACCAUUGUCAAGAAGACUGUUGAUAAGGUAUCUGGAGCCAUGAAGAACCACCAGGCACCCAAGUCUCAGGCAAAAAUAAAUCACUACAUUGACUCAUCACAGCGGAAAUUAACAAAACUCGUCAUGGGCUAUGUUGACAAAUAUGUCAAGGUGUGAGAAUAUCAGUAACAGCCAUUGAAGAGUGUUGUUUUGGUAAAAUCAUGGUUAGUCAAGUCUGUUGCUUUUCCAUCAUUUGGAAUUCUUCCUUUCCUAUGCUGAUGGAGCUUUAGACUUUGAUUUGUUGUAUCUGAAGAAACAUUAGAUGCGAAAUUUUCUACCGGGUUAUGUUUAGGAAGAUGUUAAUAUUUUGUAAAGUUUUUGUUUGUAAUAGAAGGAAAUAUUUGGCUUUGGGAAAGCUGAAUUAUACUGAUAAAUUAUCUUAGCAUUGGCCACCUUUGUAGGUUGAGGCAAAACUGAUAAAAGCUUAUGUAAUGGUAUUCUUUGAUUAUUGUUCUUACACAAAAAAGUAAUUUUAGUCUAUAGCAGUCCUUUUCACUGUUCUAUAAAA
Molecule: messenger RNA, 5019 nt
Organism: Ziziphus jujuba (common jujube)
Lineage: Eukaryota; Viridiplantae; Streptophyta; Magnoliopsida; Rosales; Rhamnaceae
Exons: 6
Coding region: 351-4628 (1425 amino acids)
Molecular function (GO): metal ion binding
Source: RefSeq, a predicted model, not a curated record